Molecule: messenger RNA, 948 nt
Organism: Branchiostoma floridae (Florida lancelet)
Lineage: Eukaryota; Metazoa; Chordata; Leptocardii; Amphioxiformes; Branchiostomatidae
Product: peptidoglycan-recognition protein SC2-like
Exons: 7
Coding region: 75-845 (256 amino acids)
Biological process (GO): peptidoglycan catabolic process
Molecular function (GO): N-acetylmuramoyl-L-alanine amidase activity; zinc ion binding; chitin binding
Source: RefSeq, a predicted model, not a curated record
CCGCCGUCCUUUCUGUGUAUAUAUACGUGUGCUAAAACGAUUACACGUACACGAGCUCUAACUGAUAUUUCGACAUGGCGACCAAAGGCCUAGGACUGGUCAUCCUUUUCUGCUUGCUGUCUUGUGCGGCGGCCCAGCGGUGGCGCAGUGACGGGCGCUGUGGGCCGAACUACCCGGCCCCGGACGCGAACCCGGGAGAGUGUAACCCUAACUCCGUGGACCACUGCUGCUCGGAGUGGGGCUGGUGUGGCCGGGAGACAUCCCACUGUACCUGCUCCAGAUGUGUGGACUACUCCGUGGGUGGAGGCUCUUCAGGAGGUUCUAUCGCCGUGAGCAGCUCGGGAACCUGUCCCCGGAUCGUCACCAAGUCGGAGUGGGGCUCCCGGUCUACCAACUAUAACGUCUUCCUCAACCUGCCCGUCCCCAAGGUAGUGAUCCACCACUCCGCGGGCGCCACGUGCAGCACCCAAUCCAGCUGUUCUCAGCAGGUCAGGAACAUCCAGAAUUACCACAUGGACGGCAGAGGCUACAGUGACAUCGGCUACAACUUCCUGGUCGGUAACGAUGGCAACAUAUACGAGGGGCGUGGCUGGGACAGGAGAGGUGCGCAUGCGGUCAACGUGAACUCCGAGUCCAUCGGAAUCUGCUUCAUGGGAGACUUCACCGGGCAGAAGCCGACCGCUUCCGCCAUCGCCGCCGCCAAGAGCCUCAUCACGUGCGGGGUGUCUCUGGGAAAGAUCAGGGGUGCGUACUCUCUGUACGGACAUCGUGACGUAGGCUCCACGGCCUGCCCUGGGAACCUGCUCUAUGAUGACGUCAAGAGCUGGGGACGAUACGUUGGCUGAAGACAGUCCUUCGACAGGGAAGAGCAAUAGGAAUUGUGGAACAGAGCAUUAUACAAAUGUGUUCCAAAUAAAUGAUUCCUAGGUAUUGAAACAGAAUUGAAAA